UAAAAUGUUCAUGAUAUAUGAAAUAAAUCUUACAUUAAAUGCAGUUUCAUUAGAGUUCAUUGCCACAAAUUUAGCUACGACAGAACUAGCUAUAGAUAUAAUAAGAAUCACUGUGAAAUUAGGUGUUUGAUCAAUAUAUCUUCUUGACACGAUUAUUUAACAAAGGGGCUAGUGUCAAACAUUUUCCUUCUGAAGAUACAGUCUUUCAAAUGAAAGUCAAUUGACGAAUAGAAAUUGAAGGAUGUAAUUUAUACUGAAAUCCAGUUACAAAUAAUUCACUUACAAAUACCAUGGCUAAGAGGCUGAUAUUGAACCAAUCCCCUUCUUACACUGCAUGUGGUACCCAGCCAAAAUUUAAACACCCUGAUGCACAACUACCUUCAGCACCGGAAAUAUGUACAGUUAAAAUAUGCAAGAACAUUGCGCCUCUGUAUAGAAGUAGUGAAAAAGGUGUAAAACGUAGUGUGAAAGGGCAAAGCAGAAAUGAGAAGGAGAACUGGGUUUCAGAGUUUAAGCAAGUUAAACGAGCAGUUGAUACCUUAGAGAAAUAAUAAACUAAUGUUACAAUACUUUGCAGGAUAAUGGCUGGACAAGGUCAUAGAUCAACGAAACUGGGCUAUUGCAAUGAGAACAAUUACCUUCGUCGGCCGAUAGUACCGUUUCUAGUAUCGUCCACACGAAACUUGGACAUCCCUAUGCGUUUUAAUUAUAGUAUUCUAAACGAUGUUGUGACAAACGCGCAGAGGCAAUGCUACGCGUUUUCACCUAAGCCUGAACCGUAUAGGAACAUUGGAACACAGACAGAUUAUCGGGAUAGCGAAGCACAAACUCUCCCUUGGGAACCACCGUAUAAAAUUAAAUCAGGACAAAAUCCUGAGAUACUAUCAAUCGCGCAUAUGACUUGGAAUCAUGGAUUUGAGAUCAGCCUGCACGAAUUAGAAGUUAUUAACCGAAUGAAGAGAAAGAAAGAAUGGGAAGCUACUCUCCCUCCUAUGGACACGUCGGCUAAUAUAAAGAAACGUACAGCUAUGAUAAACGAAAUGGAAUUAGAUGAAUGGGCGUUCAGGGAAUCUGAGAUUCAAGCAAUAAUGGAUUAUAGACUCGAGUUAAUGGACGAGUUGACUAGAUCGCGGGAGCAUGAAAAGCAGAAAAAGAUACAAGACCGUUUCGAUAGAUUGACGAAUCUGUUAUCAAUGCGCAGAGACAAACAAGUAGACUCUAUCAAGCAUAAACUUCGGAGGGAAUUGAGAAAGCUGCAUAAGAAAUAUCGUGAAAAACAACUGCCGUUUAAACGUGACAUAAUUAGAGAGCACGCCGAUCCAGCUUCCGAGUUGUACGCGCCUCAAAUACGUCACGGGGAACAUCCUCAACGAAGGCACGCAGUAAUACGGAAGGAAUUACUGGGAGAAAGUUACAUUGAAACUGCCGAUGAACUGGUCACUUUGCCAAGUUGGCUUCCGACCGAGGAAGAAUUGGACGUGAUAAAGCCGAAACCUAAGCCGGCCGAUCUUUGCAUCCGAGCAACGAGAUGGACGAAAGAGAAGCUCAGCCAGUUACAUUCUGACUUGAGAGAGUUCAGAGUAGACGAUAAGGUGAUAGAGUCGUCGACGUUAUUAAAACGCAGGUAUAAACUACCUCCCCUGCCUCCUACACCGUUCGUGCAACGCACAGAAGAACCUGCAUACGCGCGUCUAGAUCAGUUCUCUACUCACAUACAAAAGAUAAUUAGAGGAAGAGCUAUUCAGUGCAUGAUGUUCGAAGGACGCAACAGGUGCAGAGAAUUGAUCGAGGAAUUGCAGUCGUCUUAUGCUCUAGAGGACCAGAGCAAAAAGAAGCAUCGCAAGCACCAGACGCGUACAUUAGAAUUACAACAGUUGCAAACUGAGAAAGCGUUGUACGAAGAUCGUUUGUGUGAAAUUCUUAACUCGUUGGAAGGGGCGACUAUAUCGGCAAUGCUAGACUUCUUGAGCAAAGAAUUAAUGAGAUUAGAAGACGAACGUCGUAUACACGCUUUCGCGUUGUUAGCUGAAAGAGAGAGAGCUAUGAGGGAGGCGGCAGAGGCUGGCAGGCGUCAACUCGAAUAUAAUCGUCGCAGGGAGUUCGACGAGAUGUUCAGACAGAUUAUAAAAGUUAAUCAAGAGUCUGUAGAGUGUUACUUGGAAGAUAUAAUAAAAGAAGGGGUCGAAUGGGUGUCCGACGAAAUAAGUAAAGAGUACAUUUCGAAGCUCUGCGAUAAAGUAGACGCUGUAGCAGUACAGGCUCAGGAAAAUGCUACAAGAUUAGCCGAAGAAGAAAUGGUAGCUAGCAUGGUCUACAAUUUCGUAUUGCCUGAAGUACAAAAGAAUGCUGUACGAAAAAGUAUAAGAGACAAACAGCAGGCAUAUUUACAAAACGCUCAUGCCACGAUCUAUAAACAAUUAUUAAAUCUGCCAUCCGCCGAGGAGACACACUCGUUGGAUAGAAUAUAUAAAAAUGCAUAUUACACGAAACAGGACAAAGAUGAAACAGUGGUCCCAUUGAAAAAGUGUUCGACGAUAUACGUCACGGAAACAGAAUUAAAAUCCUCGCGCAUAUCGCCUUUAAGCGACAUUGAAACAUUGGUGGAAAAUAUUAUAUCAAAUAUUAUUUCAGUACGUAUAAUUUUGCUCUUAUCAUUUUUUACGACAAUUUCGCUUAACUGUUUAUGUUAUCGUGCAGAUUUUAUAAAAUCGUAUUAAACGGACUCGAAAGGAUUCUAUUUUUAGAUACACGGGCCUUGGAUUUCUUAUCAAUAAUUUAUUGUCACUAAUUUUACAUAAAAUUUUACGUAGUAUAGUGGCCACAUUAUUAAAUGAAAUUACUUUUGUAAAUAAAAAUAAGUAAAUUAAACAUUUGUCUUUGAGAUCUAAUAAUUUUAAUCUAUAUAAUGCAGAGUUAAUAGUAUGUAUACUUAAAAUAAUGUAUGUCGUAUUAAAGCACACAGUUAUGAUUUCUCCACCGAUACAUUUAAUUGCAUGUUCGUUUGGUAACAUACAGCAGAAGGAAGAUAAACGAUUAUAACAAUUCGUCUUUUAUAUAUACGUAUCAUAUGUAUAACGGAAAUUCGUGAUUGACUGUAAUCAUUAUAUCACGUAAUAAAAAUGAUUCAUUCGAUUUAAAUACGUAA
Ceratina calcarata is the source of this 3145-nucleotide messenger RNA. RefSeq names its product cilia- and flagella-associated protein 91. NCBI's taxonomy places the organism in Eukaryota, Metazoa, Arthropoda, Insecta, Hymenoptera, Apidae. The coding region runs from base 582 to 2717 and encodes 711 amino acids. The record is from RefSeq and is a predicted model, not a curated record. The transcript is spliced from 10 exons.